GCCCCGGUAGGUUUAUCUUGUGACUACGGCGGCCGCUUCUUCCUUCCUCGAGCUUGGAAGUUCCUUAGCAGCGAUGCAUGUCUUGACCGCCGCGAUCCUACUCCUGGCGCUCAGCGCCUCCGCCCUGGCAGAGCCGGUGCAUUACCUGGACUGCGGUUCCGGAGUUGGAGUUAUAAAGGAAGUGAAUGUGAUCCCAUGCCCCGUCCAGCCCUGCCAUCUGCAGAAAGGACAGUCUUACACAGUCAACGUCACCUUUACCAGUAAUACUCAGUCCCAAGGGAGCAAAGCCGUGGUGCACGGCAUCGUGAUGGGCGUCCCGAUCGCCUUUGCCAUUCCCGAGGCUGACGGCUGUAAGAGCGGCGUCACCUGCCCCAUAGAGAAGAACAAGACCUACAGCUACAUGGCUAAACUGCCCGUGAAGAGCGACUACCCCUCUAUAAAACUGGUGGUGAAGUGGGAACUUCGGGAUGACAACAACCAAUGUUUCUUCUGCUGGGAAAUCCCAGUUCAGCUGGAAAACUAGAGCUGUUUGAUGCCAGUAUGUCCAUCUGGGGACCAGAGAGGGAGAAGAGGAAAAACCGAAUCCACACGAAAUCAGUGCCAUAAGAUGAAAGGAAUUUGUAGGCUGACGUCUUAUGCCUCUCGACCUCCAACCGCAACCAAGACCCCGUUUCCUGAGAGCUCAGAACUGCUGCCCUUGUAGUAUCUUGUAAAAGAGUUGAAGGGAAGGAGAGAGAGAGUCUGGAGGGGUCAAUUUAAUUGUCUUCAUUGAUUUCUGCUGUUGGAAUAAGGAGGGUCCAGCCAGACAGGACCUGCUGAGGGACACGGGAUAACCUGCCUCGGGGUUAUUGGCCUUCGUAGCGGAGGAGAGGUUUCAAACCACGUUCCUCCAGCUGGUCUGUCACAUCUCCAAGUGCCUCACUGCAUUCGCUGCAUCUGGCCAGCAAGCCUGCUGACUUUUGACAGCACCUCCAGCUCCGUGGCUCCGACAGUGGUGAUGAUGACGUGCUCCGAAGCGGUGCCCAGCGGUUCUGGGGGAGGGGGGCGUGGUCUGCGGCAGAACGUCAACUCUGGGUGGCCGGUUCUCUGCGGUUAUGUCCUGUCUUCUUUUCCGUCUUAGGUGGUUUUCAUUAAAUGCAACACUUAAUUCGCAGAAGUUUGUCUGUUUGUUUAACAUUAAUUUGUGACUUCUUUAUGCACCUGGAAAAGUCCUUUGAAUAAAAGUCUUGGUAGUCUCCUGUA
Molecule: messenger RNA, 1242 nt
Organism: Phyllostomus hastatus (greater spear-nosed bat)
Lineage: Eukaryota; Metazoa; Chordata; Mammalia; Chiroptera; Phyllostomidae
Gene: NPC2
Product: NPC intracellular cholesterol transporter 2
Exons: 4
Coding region: 74-523 (149 amino acids)
Biological process (GO): cholesterol efflux; intracellular cholesterol transport
Molecular function (GO): cholesterol binding
Source: RefSeq, a predicted model, not a curated record